AUGACAUCGAUACAUCAGCGAAGCGACAGCCAGGUCAUGGCAUCUCUUUACUUAUACGACCCUUCACUGGCUGCCGCAUGCGUCUUCAUCGCCCUAUUCUCUUCAACUCUUGCCGCUCACGCGAUUUUUCUUUACAAGAAACAAACCCGCUUCUUCAUUCCAUUCAUCGUCGGCAUCAUCUGCGAAAUCCUUGGUUAUGUUGCACGUGCCAUAUCGGCAGCUCAAACCCCGAAUUGGCAGGUAAUGCCAUACGCACUGCAGUCUCUCAUGCUGCUCAUCGCCCCGUCGUUGCUCGCAGCUUCUAUCUACGGCAUGCUAGGUCGCCUCAUCAUUCUAUCAAACGGCCAAGACUACAGCCCGGUCAAGCCGACAAUUCUUACGAAAGUUUUCAUCACGAGUGAUAUCCUCUCCUUUCUGGUACAGAGCGGAGGUGGGGGUAUUCUCACCAAUGCCAAGUCGCCGAGCAAGAUUCAACUGGGAGAAAACGUCAUCAUUGUUGGUCUUUUCAUCCAGCUCGUUGGCUUUGCUCUUUUCAUUGCCGUCACAGCAGUUUUUCAUUGGCGCGUUUCUCAAGACAGAGGUCAGAAUCUGAGAUACGCUGCCUCAUGGGAGAAGUUUCUUUGGGUCUUAUACGGCGUUAGUGUACUGGUCUUGAUCCGUUCACUUUUCCGCGUCAUUGAGUACAUCCAAGGCUAUAAUGGAUACUUGCAAACCACAGAGGUGUUCCUCUACGUCUUCGACGCGGCUCUUAUCUUUCUCGUCACUUUCAUACUAGCUGUGUUCCAUCCCAGCAGGGUAAUGACCGUGGGUGAAGACGGAAACGUCAUUUCCGCCGAAGGAUCACAGGAGUUGAGAAGUUUCGUGUCAUUGGGAACCUCCAGCGCUCAAGAUCUGAGUGCAAGGUGGGCUCCCAAGAGUACUCAUGAGAGAGAAUAUGGUGGUCACUGA
This is a messenger RNA of Colletotrichum tamarilloi, 948 nucleotides long. RefSeq lists its product as uncharacterized. The transcript has 2 exons. The coding region runs from base 1 to 948 and encodes 315 amino acids. The record is from RefSeq and is a predicted model, not a curated record. NCBI's taxonomy places the organism in Eukaryota, Fungi, Ascomycota, Sordariomycetes, Glomerellales, Glomerellaceae. Gene Ontology annotation, cellular component: membrane.